CUGCGGAAACCCUCGAGGAAGAAGACUGAAAGACGACUUCGACGGAGGAGACGGAUUCGAAGACGACCGCUGUUGCUCCCAAUCAACGGACGGAGGCCGUGAUCACUGUUGCUGCCAAUUCGCGGACAGAGGUCGCGACCGCAGCUGCUCGCGAAACAGAGGACGAACACUGGUUCUCUCAGAGUCUACUCACUGCCCUGCUCUCCACCUUAGUUAUGGAUCGAAGUUGGAUCAACUCUAGACGAACAAGUGAUGAGUAUGAAAACGGUGUUGAAUCUUUUAUUCAAUUUGCUAAAACAAAUCUCCCGGAUAGUAAUGGAAGGUUUUAUUGUCCUUGUGUUAAUUGCUUGAAUUCGAGACGGCUAGACAUUGACUUAAUACGAGAGCAUGUCCUCUGUGAUGGUUUUUGCAAAAACUAUACAGUAUGGAUAUGGCAUGGUGAACGACUAAAUGUGCCCACUACACCAUCUCAUGGAGAGGAAGUUUCUGGAGCAUAUAAGGAUGAUCAUCUGGAAGAUAUGAUACGUGAUCUUGGCGAAGAAACUUUUAAGCGAUCACAUCUUUAUGAUACAUUCUGUGUUGAUUCAGAGAAGCCUUUAUAUCCUGGGUGCACUAAGUACACACGAUUGUCAUCAGUGUUAAGAUUGUUCAAUUUGAAAGCAAAGAAUGGCUGGAGUGAUAAAAGCUUCACCGAAUUACUUGAGUUGUUAAAAGACAUGCUGCCGGAAGGGAAUACAUUGCCAAACCGCAACUAUGAGGCAAAGAAGAUAUUAUGUCCUCUGGGUAUGGAGUAUAAGAGGAUACAUGCAUGUCCCAACGAUUGCAUACUCUAUCGAAAGGAGUUUGAAGACCUGCAUAAGUGCCCAAGAUGUGGAUUAUCGCGCUAUAAAGUGACAGAUAAUGACUCAAGUUGUGAUGUAAUUGUUACAAGUGGUCCUCCUGCUAAAGUAUUAUGGUAUCUUCCAAUAAUACCAAGGUUGAAGCGACUCUUCUCUAACCCAAGAGAAGCCAAAAACAUUAGAUGGCAUGCAGAUGAAAGAAAAUGUGAUGGCAUGAUUCGCCAUCCAGCAGAUUCUAUCCAAUGGAAGAAAAUUGAUAAGUUAUUUCCCACUUUUGGUAAUGAGCCAAGGAAUCUUAGACUUGGACUAGCUACAGAUGGUAUGAAUCCAUUUGGUAACUUAAGUAGCAUUCAUAGUUCAUGGCCUGUUCUCUUGAUAAUUUAUAAUUUAUCUCCUUGGUUGUGCAUGAAGCGCAAAUACGUGAUGCUAUCUUUGUUGAUUUCCGGUCCAAAACAACCUGGUAAUGACAUAGAUGUGUACUUAUGUCCUCUUGUCGAAGACUUGAAAAGGUUGUGGGAGGAAGGCAUUGAUGUCUUUGACGGAUAUCGGGGUGAAACUUUCAAGAUGCAUGCCAUGUUGUUUUGUACCAUCAAUGACUUUCCAGCAUACGGGAAUCUUGCUGGCUAUAGUACUAAAGGACAUAAAGCGUGUCCAAUAUGUGAAGAGGACACAUGUUACCAUCAGUUACCUCAUGGAAGAAAAACUGUGUAUCUUUCUCACCGAAGGUUUCUCAGAAGGGAUCAUCCAUACCGUAGAUUGAGGAAAGCUUUUAAUGGAUGCAAUGAGAAUAGAUGUUCCCCAAUCCCAUUAACCGGAGAGCAAGUUUAUCAACGAGUGAAGGAUAUCAAUGUUGUGUUUGGGAAAUCAAAAAAAAAACCUAUUGAUACACAAAUAUGGAAGAAGAGAUCAAUAUUUUUUGAUCUUCCAUAUUGGCGCAACCUUGAUGUGAGACAUUGCAUUGAUGUCAUGCACGUAGAGAAAAAUGUUUGUGACAGUAUAAUUGGGACACUUCUAAACAUUCCUGGAAAGACAAAGGAUGGUUUGAAUUCUCGUCUUGAUCUUGUUCAGAUGGGUAUACGAGAAGAGCUAGCUCCCCAGCCACGAGGUAAGCGUAUGUAUUUACCUCCGGCAUGUCAUACUUUGUCUAAGGAGGAGAAAGCUA
Messenger RNA from Cuscuta epithymum, 2001 nucleotides. The record is from the annotation of a GenBank genome assembly. NCBI's taxonomy places the organism in Eukaryota, Viridiplantae, Streptophyta, Magnoliopsida, Solanales, Convolvulaceae.